Molecule: messenger RNA, 425 nt
Organism: Etheostoma cragini (Arkansas darter)
Lineage: Eukaryota; Metazoa; Chordata; Actinopteri; Perciformes; Percidae
Product: transmembrane protein 178A-like
Exons: 2
Coding region: 55-402 (115 amino acids)
Biological process (GO): negative regulation of osteoclast differentiation; regulation of cytosolic calcium ion concentration
Cellular component (GO): endoplasmic reticulum membrane
Source: RefSeq, a predicted model, not a curated record
GCAUAUCUGUGUGUGUGUGUAGACCUGCGGCGGAUCACAGCAGGGUUCCUGGGCAUGGCGGCGUCGGUCCUGCUCUGCAGCAGCAUCGUUGCGUCCGUCGGCUUCUUCUGGGAGGAGAGACUGACGCAGCACGUCUCCGGGCUGCUCGCCCUCAUGGCAGGGAUCUUCUGCACCAUCUCCCUGUGUACGUACGCGGCCAGCGUGACCUACGACCUCUCCAGGAACCCGCCCUUCAUCUACGGGCUGCCGGCGGACGUGGACCAUGGAUACGGCUGGUCCAUCUGCUGCGCCUGGGCCAGUCUGGGCGUUACCGUGGCGACCGGCUGCCUCGGGACCACCUUCCCCUUCCUCAGCAGGGCUGGAGCCCUGCGCUCCAAGACCGCCCGUGAGUCCUCCGUCUGAGGAGCCCCGGGGAGUCUGCCGGA